AUGGAAGCUGCACAUAAGGACGCCGCCGAGUUACAGUUAUCGGCAGCCACCGAUGUGCCUGUCAAUCGAGUUGGACAUUCAACAAAACCCAAGAAAUGGAAGCAUCACAAACACGCCAAAGAGAGCAGCAAGUGCAUCAAUUGUGGGAAAACUAACCAUUCCUCCGAGAAAUGCAGACUGAAAGAUGCAGUUUGUCAUCACUGUAAAGCAAAGGGACAUAUAAAGGCUAUAUGUAGGAAGCUUAAGUCGGUGCAGUGUAUGGAGGAAAACGUUUCAGUGAUCAACACUGUGAACAAAGGAGACAACGGGAAAAUCAUCGUUAAGCCGAAGAUUAACGAUGUCGAGGUACCCAUGGAGCUUGAUACAGGAUCAGCAGUUACCCUCAUAACAAUCAAGGAUUUCCGAAAACGAUUCGGAAAUAUGAAGCUCGAUCCAGCUUUUUCCAUACUGAAGACAUAUUCAGGCGAUGUCAUAGAGCAACAAGGGACAGUUAUGGUGCAUGUCAGUUAUAAUGGACAAUCGCGAACAAUGCGACUUUGCGUCGUAAAAGGUGAUGGGCCUGCACUGUUCGGAAGGGACUGGCUGAGUCACAUCAAACUGGACUGGGACACACUUUUUAACGUGAAAUCUGUGACAACGGAAGGCCUGAAGGUACGUCUAAAUUCUAUACUUGACAAACAUAAAGACGUGUUUAGUGACGGUAUAAGACAGGUGAAGGGCAUUAAGGCAAGGCUCACCCUAAAUGAAAAUGCUCAGCCUAAAUUCAUAAAGGCUAGGCCGGUACCGUACUCUAUUAAGCCAAAAAUAGAGAAAGAACUGGACAGUCUCGAGAGUCAAGGAAUCAUCUCGAAAGUGGACACCAGUGAAUGGGCGACACCGAUCAUUCCUGUCGUAAAAGGAAACGGCGAUGUGAGAAUAUGCGGUGAUUUUAAGGUUACCUUAAAUCAAUCAAUCAAGGUUGAUAGAUAUCCUCUCCCAAGAAUCGAGGACAUUUUCGCCAAUCUGUCAAAUGGGCGAAAGUACAGCAAGCUUGAUAUACGACAAGCGUACUUACAACUAGAAUGCGAGGACGAAACCAAGGAGUUGCUUACGAUCAACACCCACCGAGGAUUGUACCGUAACAACCGGAUGCUAUAUGGGGUUUCUUCUGCUCCAGCUAUAUGGCAACGCACAAUGGACCAAAUUCUUCAAGGAAUCCCUGGGGUGCAGUGCAUGCUCGAUGAUAUGGUGAUUACUGGUGAAAGUGAUAAUGUGCAUUUGGAUAACUUACAAAAGGUGUUGUGUAGGUUACAGCAAUAUGGAAUUAAAGUAAAUGAGGACAAGUGUGAGUUGUUCGUGCCAAGGAUUACAUUCUGUGGUCAUGAAAUUGACGAACAAGGUUCUAUGGAAGUGUCAGGAUAA
Messenger RNA from Dreissena polymorpha, 1401 nucleotides. RefSeq lists its product as uncharacterized. Lineage: Eukaryota; Metazoa; Mollusca; Bivalvia; Myida; Dreissenidae. Gene Ontology annotation, molecular function: zinc ion binding; nucleic acid binding. The record is from RefSeq and is a predicted model, not a curated record. The transcript has a single exon. Bases 1 to 1401 code for a protein of 466 amino acids.